UCUCAAUAAAUUGAGCCCUUACUUCAUCAAAUUUCCUCAAUCCAAAAACAUUCCACCAUUAACUCUUCAGCUCCCCAAAGUCAAACCCAUUACACAUAAAUAUAUCAUUCGGUCAACACACACAAAAUGUGUUCCUUCCAGACCAAACUGCAGGCUUCAAAUGGUUCCCAUAUCAAUGGCAGCGGCUGCGGCGGCGGCGGCCAUUUUCUUCAGCCUAACCGAAACAGAGUCCCUCUGUUUGACUGCCGUAGCUCCCUGAAAACCCACUCUUCCUCCGCCGCCGCUGCCUCAUUGAUGCCCUUAAAGCCGCCGUCGGAUAAUAAAGAAGCAUCGCCGGCGAUCACUCCUCCGGUCACUCCGAAGAUGAAGUCACCCAGGCAGCCCGCCGUGAAGAGAUCUGGCAAUGACCCCCAUGGACUUAAUUCUAGCGCGGAAAAGGUUCUGAUCCCACGUGGAUCAUCCAAGGCUCAGGCGAGCUUGCUGGCGAAGAAGUCCAGGAGAGGCGUCGGUGGAGGGGCGUCGGUGGCGGAGCUGAUUGUUGAGGAUCCUGGGAGCAUUGCGGCGGCGAUGAGGGAGCAAGCCGCGAUAAUGCAGGAGCAGAGGAAAAUGCGGAUUGCUCAUUAUGGAAGAACUAAAUCCGCCAAGUAUGAACGGAAAGUGUCCACUGCCGGCGACUUCUCAGCCGCCGGAGCCCCUCGGGAGGACAAGAGGUGUAGCUUCAUCACUCCGAAUUCUGACCCGAUUUAUGUUGCUUACCAUGAUGAAGAAUGGGGUGUUCCUGUCCAUGAUGACAACAUGCUGUUUGAACUAUUGGUGUUAACGGGUGCACAAGUUGGGUCGGAUUGGGCAGUCGUCUUGAAGAAAAGGAAAGAUUUCAGGGAAGCUUUUUCUGGGUUUGAUGCACAACUUGUUUCCAAAUACACCGAGAAGAAGAUUAACUCUAUAAGCGUUGAUUACGGCAUAGAUCUGAGCCAAGUCAGAGGAGCUGUUGACAAUUCCAUCAAAAUUCUUGAGAUUAAGAAGCAAUUCGGGACAUUUAGUAAGUACCUAUGGGGAUUUGUAAACCACAAACAAAUAGCCACACAGUACAAGUGGAGCAACAAGAUCCCCGUGAAGACCUCCAAAUCAGAAACCAUAAGCAAAGACAUGGUGAGGAGAGGUUUCCGGUAUGUCGGCUCCACCGUGAUGCACUCUUUCAUGCAGGCUGUCGGGCUCACCAACGACCACCUCACCACCUGCCCACGACACCUCCGAUGUGCCGAGUUGGCGGCCGCCUCCCUCCCGAGGUCUCGUCCAACUGCCCAUGUAGUAGUGCCCCUACAAUAGAGUGAUAAUGAAACUUAUGAUGAUGAUGAUUAUCUAACAAUAGGAAUAUAAGCUCUCUUUUUGUUUUUUUCUAGGUUGGGUUGUGAUUGAUCAUUUAGGAAUGAGUUUGAGAGUAGUAGCAAUAUGGUUGAUUUGUGAGGUGUGACAUGCAUGCAUAUUACUAAUUAGAUGUGAUUAAUUAUGAGUCUGUAAUUGAUAGGUGUGAGCAUAUCAAAUGGAUUUUUUAGGUUUUCUGUUUGAUUAAGUUCGAGUGAGAAUGAUUACUAAAUUAAAAGCAUCCAAUGUUUUGAUUUGAUUUGCAUUAGUUCAGUUUGGAUUUGUUUAACUAUUGAAAGCGUUUACGAUUUUGAAUUUUUUGCUUCGC
Molecule: messenger RNA, 1690 nt
Organism: Cuscuta europaea
Lineage: Eukaryota; Viridiplantae; Streptophyta; Magnoliopsida; Solanales; Convolvulaceae
Source: the annotation of a GenBank genome assembly